CCAUGUUUAAUGUCGGAUAAACUCCUAAUAGGUCCAAAGCUUCACCUGUCACUACUUGCUCUGUUGCACACUACUAUCUGCUUUGAAAUACCACUUCAUAAACCUAAUUAGUUCUUAAAAAUUGACCGAAACUAAUCAUCUGGUUUAUUUAUUGGUCAUAUAAUACACAGAAUCACAUGCAUUUGUGGUUCUUCUUUCAACCACUUUCUCAUAAACUAGGCAUAUCACUCUUUGCCAGUGUUGUGUCAUCCCCAUAACCUUCUUCCUCAGUUUCACUAGAAUGCAAAUGAUGGACAACUGAGCCAUUAGAAUGAAGAAGAACAAGAUGCAAAUGAAAAUGCAGCUUUUCAUCUUCUUCUGUUACAUUGGUUGUUUCUCCUAUAGUUUUGCUGCUGCUGCCACAAAUGAUGAAGUAUCAGCUUUGCUUUCUAUAAAAGAAGGUCUCGUUGAUCCGUUGAACACCCUUCGAGAUUGGAAACUGCAUGACAAUGAACCAGGAAAGGAUGCAGCUCACUGUAACUGGACUGGCAUCAAAUGCAACUCAGCUGGAGCAGUAGAGAAGCUUGACCUCUCCCACAAGAAUCUCAGUGGCAGGGUAUCCAAUGAUAUACAAAGACUUAAAAGUCUUGCUUCACUUAAUUUGUGUUGCAAUGCUUUUUCAUCCCCAUUGCCUAAAUCCAUAGCCAAUCUCACCACACUUAACAGUCUUGAUGUAAGCCAAAAUUUCUUCAUUGGUGACUUUCCAUUAGGCCUUGGAAGGGCAUGGAGACUUAUAGCCUUAAAUGCAUCCAGCAAUGAUUUCUCAGGUUCUCUUCCUGAGGACCUUGGAAGUGCCUCUUCCUUAGAGAUGCUGGAUCUCAGAGGCAGCUUCUUUGUAGGGUCAGUUCCAAAAUCAUUCAGCAACUUGCAUAAGUUGAAGUUCCUUGGUCUAUCUGGGAACAAUCUCACUGGUAAAAUUCCUGGAGAGCUGGGACAACUUUCAUCACUGGAGUAUAUGAUCCUUGGGUAUAAUGAAUUUGAAGGUGGUAUUCCAGAAGAGUUUGGCAAUCUCACUAAUCUUAAGUAUCUUGAUUUAGCAGUAGCCAAUCUUGGUGGUGAGCUUCCAAGAGGAUUGGGAGAACUCAAGUUAUUGAAUACAGUUUUCUUAUACAACAACAAUUUUGAAGGCAGAAUUCCAACAGCAAUUGGCAACAUGACUUCUUUGCAGUUGCUGGAUCUUUCUGAUAACAUGUUGUCUGGAAAAAUUCCAGCUGAAAUAAGUCAGCUGAAGAAUAUGAAGCUUCUUAACUUGAUGGGAAACCAGCUGUCUGGUCCUGUGCCUUCUGGCUUUGGAGAUUUGCCACAAUUGGAGGUACUUGAGCUAUGGAACAAUUCCUUGUCAGGUCCAUUGCCUAGUAACCUUGGCAAGAAUUCACCAUUGCAAUGGUUGGAUGUCUCAUCCAAUUCACUCUCUGGAGAGAUUCCAGAAACUCUUUGCAGCCAGGGCAAUCUCACCAAGCUCAUACUAUUCAACAAUGCCUUCUCUGGUCCAAUUCCAUCGAGCCUAUCAAUAUGUCCUUCACUUGUUCGUGUUCGAAUUCAGAACAAUUUCCUUUCUGGGACAGUUCCUGUGGGUCUUGGCAAGCUUGGGAAGCUUCAAAGGUUAGAAUUGGCUAACAAUAGUCUUUCAGGUGGAAUUCCAGAUGACAUUGCUUCUUCCACAUCCCUUUCCUUCAUUGAUCUCUCAAGAAACAAACUCCAUUCUUCUCUUCCUUCCACUGUCCUUUCAAUUCCAAAUCUGCAAGCUUUCAUGGUCUCCAACAACAACUUGGAAGGUGAAAUCCCAGACCAGUUCCAGGACUGUCCAUCCCUGGCAGUUCUUGAUCUCUCAUCAAAUCAUCUAUCUGGAAGCAUUCCAGCAAGCAUUGCUUCAUGUCAGAAGUUGGUAAAUUUGAACCUCCAAAACAACCAAUUCACUGGUGAAAUCCCAAAAGCACUAGCUAAGAUGCCUACAUUGGCCAUGCUUGAUCUUUCCAAAAAUUCCUUGACAGGCCAAAUACCUGAAAGCUUUGGAAUUUCUCCAGCCCUGGAAGCACUCAAUGUCUCAUACAAUAAGCUAGAAGGUCCAGUCCCAGCAAAUGGAAUACUAAGAACUAUAAACCCAAAUGAUCUUGUGGGCAAUGCUGGCCUAUGUGGUGGUGUCCUCCUUCCAUGUGACCAAAAUUCUGCAUACUCAUCAAGGCGUGGAAGCUCACGUGCAAAGCACAUUGCCACAGCUUGGAUCACUGGAAUAUCAACAAUCCUAGUUAUUGGUAUUGCAAUUUUGGUAGCAAGAUCUUUGUACGUAAGAUGGUACACGGAAGGGUUUUGCUUCCAAGAAAGAUUCUAUAAGGGUGGCAAAGGGUGGCCUUGGAGAUUGAUGGCAUUUCAGAGGCUUAGUUUUACAAGUACUGACAUUCUAGCUUGCAUCAAGGAAACAAAUGUGAUUGGAAUGGGAGCCACAGGGGUGGUUUAUAAGGCUGAGAUACCACAAUCAAAUACAGUUGUGGCAGUGAAAAAACUGUGGAGAACAGGAACUGAUAUUGAAGUGGGAGGCAGUGAUGACCUCUUGGGAGAGGUUAAUGUUUUAGGGAGGCUAAGGCAUAGGAACAUUGUUAGACUAUUAGGAUUUCUUCAUAAUGACGUUGAUGUGAUGAUAGUUUAUGAAUUCAUGCAUAAUGGCAACCUGGGAGAUGCCUUGCAUGGUAGACAAACAACAAGACUUCUUGUAGACUGGGUUUCACGCUAUAACAUAGCUCUAGGAGUUGCACAAGGACUUGCUUAUCUUCAUCAUGAUUGUCAUCCACCCGUUAUUCAUCGAGACAUCAAGUCAAAUAACAUAUUGCUUGAUGCAAAUCUUGAGGCAAGGAUAGCAGAUUUCGGUUUAGCCAAGAUGAUGAUCCGGAAGAAUGAAACAGUCUCCAUGGUUGCUGGAUCCUAUGGCUACAUUGCCCCUGAAUAUGGAUAUGCCUUGAAGGUGGAUGAGAAGAUUGAUGUUUACAGUUAUGGAGUAGUUUUGUUGGAGCUUCUCACAGGAAAGAGGCCCUUGGAGCCAGACUUUGGAGAGUCAAUAGACAUAGUAGAGUGGAUCAGAAUGAAGAUUAGAGACAACAAAUCUCUAGAAGAAGCAUUAGACCCUAGUGUAGGAAACAGCAGGCAUGUUGUGGAAGAGAUGCUUUUAGUUCUAAGAAUAGCAAUUCUUUGCACUGCCAAGCUCCCUAAGGACAGACCAACCAUGAGGGAUGUCAUAAUGAUGCUUGGAGAGGCAAAGCCUCGCAGGAAGAGCAGUGGCAACGAUGCAGCUAACAGCAAAGAGACCCCAGUUUUUAGCACUUCACCAGUUAAUGGGCUAAUGUAGGAGCCAAAAAUCAGUUCAUCCUGUCCAUCAACCAGUUUACAGCUGUAAUUUUGUAAUCAGCUAUGCAUAUUCAUCUUUAACAUUUUAAUUGGUAUAUCAAGAUGUAUUGAUUUUUGCAAAUAAAUUUUCUUUUGUA
Messenger RNA from Cajanus cajan (pigeon pea), 3512 nucleotides. RefSeq lists its product as uncharacterized. Gene Ontology annotation, biological process: protein phosphorylation. Gene Ontology annotation, molecular function: protein kinase activity; ATP binding; protein binding. The record is from RefSeq and is a predicted model, not a curated record. NCBI's taxonomy places the organism in Eukaryota, Viridiplantae, Streptophyta, Magnoliopsida, Fabales, Fabaceae.